GAUAUGAGGAGCCCAAGGUUUGCCUAUAAGACUGAGGGGACGAACAAACCAGAGAUUGUGGAGGUUCUGACCCGACACGCCUUCCUCUCCAAAGACCUGCCCCUGUUUGCUUUCCGGUAUAAGGAGGAGUUUCCUGUGGACGGGUGGAAGGUGUACGACCCCAUGGCCGAGUACAAGAGACAGGGUCUUCCUAACGAGAGCUGGACCAUCAGCAGGCUGAACAGCAGCUAUGAGCUGUGUGACACGUACCCAGCCCUGCUGGUGCUGCCCUCCAGCCUGCAGGAGGACGACGUCAGGAGGGUGGCCAGCUUCAGGGCCCGGCACCGCAUACCGGUGUUGUCAUGGAUACACCCGGAGACCCAGGCCACCAUCGUGCGCUGCAGUCAGCCUCUGGUCGGCCCGGCGGACCGGCGCUGCAAGGAGGACGAGCGCUACCUGCAGACCGUAAUGGACGCCAACGCGCAGUCGCACAAGCUCACCAUCUACGACGCCCGGCAGAGCAGCGUGGCCGUGAACAACAAGGCGAAGGACGGGGGCUAUGAGAGUGAGACGUUCUACCCCAACGCGGAGCUGGUGUUCCUGGACAUCCCCAACAUCCACGUGAUGCGGGAGUCCCUCAGGAAGCUGAAGGAGGUGGUGUACCCCACCAUCGACGAGCCGCACUGGCUGUCCGCCGUCGACCAGACACACUGGCUGGAGUACAUCCGGCUCCUCCUGGCGGGGGCGGUGCGUGUGGCCGACAGGGUGGAGUCUGGGAAGUCGUCCGUGGUGGUGCACUGCAGCGACGGCUGGGACCGCACGGCCCAGCUCACCUCCCUGGCCAUGCUGCUGCUGGACAGCCACUACAGAACCCUCAGAGGGUUCCAGGUGCUGCUGGAGAAGGAGUGGAUCAGCUUCGGACACAAGUUCUCCUCGCGCGUGGGCCAUGGAGAUGAGAACCAUGCCAACUCCGAGCGAUCGCCUCUUUUCGUCCAGUUCAUCGACUGUGUCUGGCAGAUGACACGACAGUUUCCUGCUGCGUUCGAGUUCAAUGAGCUGUUCCUCAUCACCAUCCUGGACCACCUGUACAGCUGCCUGUUUGGUACCUUCCUCUACAACAGUGAACAGGAGCGGGUGGCCAAGGAGGUCCAGUCUAGGACGAUCUCUCUGUGGUCGUGCAUCAACAGCCAGCCCGAGGACUUCAUCAACCCCUUCUUCGUGGACUACGAGCACCACGUCAUCUACCCGCUGGCCUCACUGCGCCACCUGGAGGUCUGGAGCAGCUACUACGCCCGCUGGAACCCACACAUGAGGCCCCAGAUGCCGGUGCACCAGAACCUGAAGGAGCUGCUGGUGCUGAGGGCGGAGCUUCAGAGGAGGGAGGAGGAGCUACGGAAGGAGGUGUCCUCCCGUUCGCUGUCCUCGUCGUCAGACCACGCCUCCUCACCGUCCCACAGCGGGGGCACGCCCCUGCACACCGCCGUCUGACCCCCCCCUCCCGCUCCCCCCCCCACACACACACGGUACCCUGUGAUGUCUGUUCUGCUCUACCAAGUGUCUGAUACCAGUGUUGUUGUCACGGAGACAUAAAAACUGAAAAUUCUAGAUUCGUAUAAACUUGAACUGAAAAGAAGUGAAAAAGAUUGGGGUCGUAAAUUCUAAAGAGAGGCAUUAUUAAGAUGAAAAUAAUGCAAAUAAUAGUAUUUUUGACACAUUUUUAACACCGUAAAUUGUAUAUAUGAUUAAUAUAUUUCAACCUACCAAAAUGUUAACUCAUCGUAUUUAACGGUAAUGUUGUGUCACAAAACUUUUCACAAAACAUAAAUUGUGAAACCGCACUUUUGAUCGAAUGCCACAUUCCAGAACGCUCUCUGCUAAUGCCAAGCCUGCAUUCAGUCUCACAGCCCUCGGAAUUCUAAAGAAUCUAGAACCGACAAAGGAGAAUUCUAGAAUGAGUAUGACUUGUUUAGAACCCCUUCGGUGUCAUGUGACUUGCUCCUGUGUUUGAGUUUUCACCUCGACCUCCUCCCUCGACCCCUGACCUCUAAACCUGAGGUUCUCGCACAUGCUCAGUGUGUUCCCUCUGAAAAGUCUCCUUCCCUUUACUUCCUUUUCUACGUUAUUUUGUUAUAAAUGUAUUUUUUAAACUGAUUUUUUAAAAUAUACUUUUACUGUUUUCUUGUUUUUGUACAGGGUGUUAAUUUUCCCUUGGUUACUUGAGCUCUUGUCCAGGAAGCCUCCGUGACUUAUCGUCUAGUUACGGUCGUGUUGUCUGUAUGUGAAUGCCAAACUACUUUUGCUCCCUUUGUGUGUGACUGAUGCUUGUGUAGACAUCUGAACUGUGGCUUCAGUGUGCUGUAUCUCCGGUGCAUGUGUGUGUGUCAGUGUGUGUGUGUGUGUUGGUCUAGAGCAGUUGGGUUGUGAGUGAUUGAGCAGAGACUAGCUAAGAUGAUUGUGGAUAUAACGACUAGUUGGGCUGUCUUAAACUCUCUCUCUUUCUCCUCUUGAGUCCCACAGUGCCGCCCAGUGGUGACAAACCAACUGACCUUCCUCACCACCUUGUAGCGUAAAAUAACAAUUAGAUUUUCUUGUACAACAAAAAAAAAAUCGUAAUUUUUGCUCUUCCUCGUGAAUGAUUAUUUAUGAUUAUUGAUAUUUACUGUUGAUAUUUUUUUUAAAUCUUUUUUUUUUUCAAUCAUGCCUCCUGCAUUUUACCUGUUGUUGGUGUCUUUGUUCAAUCCUUCAUUAAUGAUUUGUCGCUGUGUUUAUUUUGUUAUGAAUUAUAAACAAACAAAAAAUGCUUUUAUUUGGUUCAGAGUGUUGUAUCUGUUGAUAUUAACGACAGUUUGUUAAUAUCCCUUCGUCCUAUCCAGGAGUACGACACGCUAACCAAACCCAUCGUUUAAAAAAGCAGCUGUGUCCUGUAAGUGUAACUGUCUCUUACCAACACUUCUGACAUUCCACUGAUAAAAAAAGAAAAAGUAAGAAAA
Osmerus eperlanus (European smelt) is the source of this 2969-nucleotide messenger RNA. RefSeq names its product myotubularin-related protein 1-like. The record is from RefSeq and is a predicted model, not a curated record. Gene Ontology annotation, molecular function: phosphatidylinositol-3-phosphate phosphatase activity; phosphatidylinositol-3,5-bisphosphate 3-phosphatase activity. Lineage: Eukaryota; Metazoa; Chordata; Actinopteri; Osmeriformes; Osmeridae. Gene Ontology annotation, cellular component: membrane; cytoplasm. Gene Ontology annotation, biological process: phosphatidylinositol dephosphorylation.